AUGCCACAGCUAGGUAGCAUAGUGGACGAUGGCUCGGAGGUUGAAGAUGUGCCUACUGGCGUGUGCAAAGUUGCGGUGUGGAGAGAGGACCCCUUGUUGUCUCGUCAGCGGCUUGCUGUGCUGUUUUGCGUGGAGUCGACUCUACCGAAGUUGAUCUCUCAACCAGCGCGGCCCAAUGACAUGCGCUGUUGUAGCAACGUGUGGGAGGUAGCUGGCCACUAUGGCCACUACGAUUUUCCUUACUCUCUCCCGCCAACUCUGGCCAGCCUGGUACCGUCCACUGCCACCGUCGCCCCAAGUUCCCGCACGCCGCACACCCCGGCCAAGCCUUUUUCACAACGGCACGCCCUUCGUCCAUGGGCGAUGCUCGACAUGCUAACUUCCUCGCCAACCAUCUCAGCGCCCUCGUCGCCCUCGACUGCAUUCCACGCCUCUGCCCAUCGCCCGUACCAUGCCUCGCGACGCACCUCGGCCUCCUCUACCAGCGCCCACUCUCCCCGCUUCGCCUUGACCAGCGCGCCCGCCCGCCGUUUGGACGCGCCCACAACUCCACGGCCUGCCUUUGUAGCGCCUUUGCCCGUGGCUGCUGCUGCUUCUGCUUCUGCUUCUGCUUCGACCACCGCGCCCGCACCGCAGAGUGAGACCCAGAUCCAGAGCCAGAGCCAGAGCCAGUGCCAGUGCCAGAGCCACAGCUGCAAACCCAACUACGCAGACGCAAGCACCCAAUAUACUCCCGACGGCCUGCCCCCUACCUACCGUGCCCCACAAACAGCCCCCGACAUUGCCAACUGCACCUCUCUCGACUCGGCGGCACCCAACGCUUCUGCCAUUGCGCAUACACAGCGGGGGCACGCCUCCGCUAGGCCCGUCGUUACGGAGCCCCCAGAACCCAAACUGCGGCUCGAUCCGCAGCCUCUCUCUCCCGCACACCAUGUCCAGCCCCAGACCCGACGGACGCCCAAGCAGAAAGCAGAGGGCUCCCCCGACCACGUUGCGACACACAAGGGAGCGAGCACCGUCUUGCACGUGUCUGCCUCCCCCGCCAAGCGAGUCCGACCCGAGCAAGACCGGCAUGUCAAGGUGAUGCCGCUGCAGUAUGAGACGUGCGAUGUCCAGGAUCUUGGUGUGCUCAUCUCGGAUAUGCUCAUGGAGCUCGUCCGUCUAAAUGAUGGAUAUCCUCUUCGUGACGGCACUCUUACGCGCUUCCAUUCAAGAGCCCCUCCUGGCAUAUCAGUCCGCGACUAUCUGUCCCGUCUCAUCGUCCACGCCACACUCUCCCCUCCCAUCCUUCUCUCCAUGGUCUUUUAUGUAGACAAAUUAUGCGCCAUGUAUCCCGCCUUCACCAUCAGCAGCCUCACGGUCCAUCGAUUCCUCAUCACCGCAGCCACAGUGGCAGCAAAGGGCCUCAGCGAUAGCUUCUGGACAAACAGCUUGUACGCGCGUGUGGGUGGUGUCAGUGUCCGAGAGUUGGCCCUGCUCGAGCUGGAGUUCUUGCGUAAGCUGGACUGGCGGAUAGUCCCCAAGCCCGAGGUGCUGGUAGACUACUACAAAGGUCUAGUCGAUCGCGGCACUGGAUACGUCAUGGAGAAGGAGUCAGAGACAGAGGCAGCAGCUAGUGCUAAUCAGGCGCACUCGUCCAAUGGCGAAGGCGGCGUGAUUCUUUGGCGUUUCCUGCCCUCACUGCCCUCAUUCGCUGUUCGACUGCGAAUGGUGAGGAAAAAUAAAUCCCCCCUCUUCCCCCCUUCCACGCCAUACGCACAUGGUGGUCUCGAGGGCUCAUAUUUCGAACUAGGCUCGUGGAAGGCGAACCUCGUGAAGCAUGACUCGAGGUUGAGCCACGCCGACAAGAAGCCCUGGACGACCUACAGCUGUCAUUUCCAAGGGACAUGCGGUGCGCUCAACCAUGGCCAUGGCCAUGCUGUUGCACACCACAACUGUACGGCACGGCUCGUUACAGCCCGCUUGCAGCGGGGCCGUAGGCUGCAGUAUGACAACACGAAGAACAGACUUGCAGCCAUGCAAGGUCCCUGA
Plenodomus lingam JN3 is the source of this 2031-nucleotide messenger RNA. The record is from RefSeq and is a predicted model, not a curated record. NCBI's taxonomy places the organism in Eukaryota, Fungi, Ascomycota, Dothideomycetes, Pleosporales, Leptosphaeriaceae.